This is a messenger RNA of Micromonas pusilla CCMP1545, 3354 nucleotides long. RefSeq lists its product as uncharacterized. NCBI's taxonomy places the organism in Eukaryota, Viridiplantae, Chlorophyta, Mamiellophyceae, Mamiellales, Mamiellaceae. The record is from RefSeq and is a predicted model, not a curated record. Bases 1 to 3354 code for a protein of 1117 amino acids. The transcript is spliced from 2 exons. Gene Ontology annotation, biological process: microtubule-based movement. Gene Ontology annotation, cellular component: microtubule; kinesin complex. Gene Ontology annotation, molecular function: ATP binding; microtubule binding; microtubule motor activity.
AUGAACACCACCCCGCCAUCGCUUUGUAUGGAACGACCCUCAGGCGCGGCUCCCGCGUCACUCGCGAAGGACGCCGCCGCGUGGGUGAUGGAAGGGUUCGACGCGACGAUCGUCGCGCACGGGCAGAGCGGCACGGGGAAGUCGCACGCGCUCUUCGGCGGCGGCGGCGGGGCGUACGAGACGACCGACGCGGGCGGGGGCGUCUUGAGCGGAUGCGUCGGCGAGAUGUUCAGACGCGCGACGGCGACACGCGCGAAGCGCCGAGACGUCGCGUUCACGUUCGGGAUGUCGUCCUGGGAGAUGACCCCGAGCGGGGAGACGCGCGACCUGCUCGAGAUGACCCCGAGCGGGGAGGGCGGCUCCGAGAACAACCGCGAGCCGACGACGGUGCGCGUGACGUGCGCGGAGGAGGCGGAGGCGGCGGUGGCGGCGGCGCGGACGCGGUCGACGAACUGGACGACGCCGACGUCGUCCAGUUCUUUCGCGGGCGCGGUCGCGCGCGUGCGCUCGAACCGCGCGCACGCGUUCGUGAGAGUGACGGUGAUCGUGGACGACGGCGCGGAGACGCGCGCGUCGAGGCUGCACGUCGUCGACUUGAUGGGGUCGCGGUCCUUCCGCGGCGGCGACGCCGACGCCGGCGCGGCGGCGGCUUGGGAACGAGACCGGAAGCUCGCCGCCGCGCAGCUCCUCGCGUUCAGCCGCGUCGUCGACGAGCUCUCGAAGCGGAGAAGCGUCGUCGGCGUCGACGAGUCGCCGGUGUUGAGCGCGAGGGACAGCGCGCUGACGACGCGCUUGACGCCGCUCCUCGCGGGCGGGGCGAAAACGUUUUUCCUCGCGUGCGUGUCCCCUCUCGAGGAGGAUUACCUGGACACGCUGAACACGCUCAGGGUCGCGCAGCGCGCGGAGAAGAUAGAGGUCGCGUGCUUCAGGUCGACGACGACGACGGACGACGAGAAGAGAGACGGCGCCGACGCGACGGCGGCGUUCGUGUCUUUGCGAGACGUCGUCGCCGGCGGCGGGGAGAGUCGGCGCGCGUCGCCGUCGCCGUCGCCGUCGCCGUCGCCGCCGCCGCCGCGGUCUCCCCCUCGCGCGCGCGACGCGAACGCGCACACGGCGUCCGCGCCGAACGGCCUUCUGAGCCCGAUACGCCCGGCGAAGCUGCCGGAGGGUCUCGCCCCCGACCCGAGCGGGGAGGUAAGGAGGAGGAGGCUCGACCGUCCGUCGCCGCCGCCGCUCGAAUUCGCCGCGCCGCGGACGACGACGACGAAGACGACGACGACGACGACGGAAGGGAACGACGACGACGACGACGACGACGGCACCCCGGACUUUGGGUUCGCGAAGCCCGCGACGUCGAACGCGCUCGGGAACCGCCUCGAGGCGCUCAAGGCGGAGUUUUCGAACGUGUACGACGACGUCACGGGCGGCGGCGGCGGCGGCGGCGGCGCGGAAGAUGAGGACGACUACGACGCGUACUUCCAACCGGACGACGGCGGCGACGGCCCGGUGUACGUGCCCCCGGGAAAGGAGGGAACGACGCCGAAGUCCUUGACCAAUCGCGCGCCGGGACGCUUCCCUCUGGACGCCGCGAGCGCGGCGGCGGCGGCGGCGGCGGCGCGACGCGGCCUGGUCCCCGACGGCGACGAAGAUUUACGCAAAGAGGUCGAGGAGUCCAGGCGGCGGUACGACGCGCUUCUCGGGAUGCUCCGCGCGGAGGAGACCACGCGCGCGGACGUGGAGUCGCGCGCGCACGCCGCGGUCGCGGAUGCGAACGAGCGCGUCGUCGCCGCGGAGGCGGCGGCGGCGGACGCGAAAGCCGCGGCGACGACGGCGAAGGCUAGACUUCGCGCGGUGGAGUCGGCGAGCGAUUUCGCGGACGUUUUCGAACGCUACGACGCGGACGCGACCGCGCUGCGACGCGAGUGCGCGCGGCUCAGGGAAGAGUGCGUGGACGCGCACGUCGCCGCGGCGCUGACGUCGAGCGCGAUCGCGGAGAUGUUAUCGAACGGCGGCGGCGGCGGCGAGGGGGGGGACGUCGGGGAGGGUCUCGAGGAGUAUUUCCGCGACGGCGGCGAGAGCGACGACGACGACGGCGGCGACGGCGACGCGGAAGCGCGGCGCGGCGCGCGCGUCGUCGCCGCGAACGCGGACGUCCAGCGACGCGUCGGGUUCCUGAAAAAGUCGCUCAGACGCGCGGAGAGCGAGCGACGGAAACUCGAGGAGGAGUUCUUAGAAAUUCGGAAACGAGAGCGCGCGUUUCACGUGCACAAGCGCGGACGCGAGGACCAGAUCGCGCGGCUUCGACGCGCGGAGACGAGAGAGGCGCACGCGGAGCGAGAAGCCUCGAAGCUGCGCGCGGAGAUCGACGCCGCCGCGCGAAGGGUCGCGGAGGCGGAGCGAGUCGCCGCGGAGCGCGUGGCGUCGUGCGCGAGGAAAGACGACGAAAACGACGCCCUUCGCGAGGACCUCAAGAAGCGCAACGCGCGGAUACGACAACUCGAGCAGCGCGAACAAGAGGUGAAGCUCCUUCGGAACAGCGGGAGGUUCGACUCCGCCUUGCGCAGCGACCAUCACCUUCGCGGGUCGGCGGGCGGGUCCGGCGGAGGUCCCGCGGAUGACGCGUUGAGAGCGACGGACGAGCUUCGACGGUCGUUGCCCGCGGGGUCUUCGUCGCGGAUGGACGGGCUGUUCGACCGGCUCACGAGGGAGAUCGAGGCGAGCCUGACGACGCGGUCGUCCGAGAUGCCGCGACCGGUGCGAGGGUGGGACUCGAGCACGGGGAGAAAGGCGACGGGGACGUACGACCCUCCGGGCGCCGGUAAGACGGGCGGCGUCGGCGGCGGUGGCGGCGUCGGCGGCGUCGGCGUCCGCGGGAGCGGCCGCAGGUCGUCGCCGCUGAGGGAACGCGGGUCCUUCGCGAACGACGACAACGCGAGGAGGAGCCCGGAACGCGGCGGCGUCGAGAGGGGCGGCCCGGUCGGCGCGAGCGGCGGCGGCGGCGGCGGCGGCGCGACGCCGCCUCGUCGUCGGCCGGCGCGCGCCGUGCCGAAACAGCUGCGGCUGAUUCGACCGUCCACGGCCGGGGCCGCCCCCCCCGCGCCCGCGCUGAAGUCGAAACCGAGGUACCGCUCGCCGCCGCCGCCGUCGCGCGCGUCUCGAGAGGGCUUGGGAUCUUGGGCGGAGGCGGCGGCGGCGGGCCGUCGGGGGCCGGCGCCGGCGCCGCCGUCGCCGUCGCCGUCGCCGUCGCCGCCGAGGGGUCGCGGCGGCGGCGCGGCGGCGGCGGCGCGGGCGACGUCGAGGUCGCCGCCGGUCUCGCCCGCGCGCUCGUCCAGGGCGGGCGCGGGGUGGUAUUGA